Messenger RNA from Rhincodon typus (whale shark), 3705 nucleotides. It is a transcript of the gene aglb, whose product is annotated as amylo-alpha-1, 6-glucosidase, 4-alpha-glucanotransferase b. Gene Ontology annotation, biological process: glycogen catabolic process. The transcript is spliced from 9 exons. Lineage: Eukaryota; Metazoa; Chordata; Chondrichthyes; Orectolobiformes; Rhincodontidae. The annotation marks the transcript as partial. Gene Ontology annotation, molecular function: 4-alpha-glucanotransferase activity; amylo-alpha-1,6-glucosidase activity. The record is from RefSeq and is a predicted model, not a curated record.
GAAUAUAAUUCUUGCAUUUGCCACUACUCUGCGGCAUGGUCUAAUUCCAAAUCUACUUGGUCAUGGAAUAUGCGCUCGAUACAAUUGUAGAGAUGCUGUCUGGUGGUGGCUGCAAUGUAUUCAGGAUUACUGUUUGAAGGUUGAAAAUGGAUUGAAAAUUCUCAAAUGUCCUGUAUCUCGACUUUAUCCUACUGACCAGUCUCCAGCUCUUGACGUAGACGCUGUGGAACAGCCCCUGUAUGAUGUCAUUCAGGAGGUCAUGCAGCGCCAUAUGGAAGGUGUACAGUAUAGAGAAAGAAAUGCUGGACCUCACAUGGAUUCACACAUGAAAGAUGAAGGUUUCAACGUUGCUAUAGGGGUGAACCAAGAAACAGGCUUUGUUUUUGGAGGGCAGCGAUACAACUGUGGCACUUGGAUGGACAAAAUGGGGGAGAGUGAAAUAGCUCAAAAUAAAGGAAUUCCAGCUACACCAAGAGAUGGAUCUGCUGUUGAAAUAGUUGGCCUCAGUAAAUCAACUAUUCGCUGGUUGAUGGAACUGAAUAAAAAAUCCCUGUUCCCUUACAAUGGAGUGAAGGCAUAUAAAGAUGGAAAAGAAAUAUUUAUAAUGUAUGAGGAGUGGAACGAAAAAAUAAUGGAGAACUUUGAAAAGAACUUCUUCGUUUCUGAAGAUCCAGAUGAUCCCAAUGAAAGGUCUCCCAACUUGGUCCACAAAAAAAACAUUUACAAAGACAGCUUUGGUGCUUCCAGCCCAUGGUGUGACUAUCAACUAAGACCAAAUUUCCCUAUAGCUAUGGUUGUGGCCCCUGAGCUUUUUACCCCAGAAAAAGCAUGGAAAGCUUUAAAAGUUGUAGAGGAGAAGCUGCUUGGACCCCUGGGAUUGAAAACAUUAGACCCAGAUGACCAAGUUUACUGUGGUGUAUAUGAUAACUCUUUCGACAAUGGCAACUUCAACGUAUCAAGAGGCUAUAACUACCACCAAGGACCGGAAUGGCUGUGGCCUCUUGGUUAUUUCCUACGUGCAAAGUUGCAAUUUUCAAAAAUGAUGGACCAGGAUUUGUAUGAAGACACAAAAUAUUUAGUGAAGAAUAUUCUUUCUCGUCAUUAUGAUUACUUGGAAAAAUCUCCCUGGAAGGGUCUUCCAGAGCUUACAAAUGAAAAUGGAGGGUACUGUCCGUUUAGCUGUGAAACUCAAGCCUGGUCACUAGCUACCAUCCUAGAAGUACUAUAUGAGCUGUGAAGUGCAGUAUUUUUUCCCUUGACGAUUGCAAUACAUGAGCUAAAGGUGUUCCUUUUGUGUCCCUCCAUAGUAUUUAAUACCAUUUGCCAUUUUAAUGUACAGUUUGUGAUCCAAUUAAAAGCAGUUGAUCACAUCAGUGGGACAGGACAGUUGUGACGUGAAGUGUUAUGUAAUCUCAUAUCCUUUAUUGUGCUUAAGUGAUUAGUAUAAAAGUGUUUUAAAUUCAUGAUCUAAUGUGGCUGUGAGAUUAACUGACGUGAGUAUUUCUGCUUCUUUGGCUAUUAGCAAUAUUUGCACUGAUCUGAAACUUGCUGUAAAAUGUUAUGACCCAACAGUGCAUAAGUCUGAACUUCGAGCUUGAUGUUUGAAAAGCUGAUAACAGCUUAAAAAGAACGCACUGUGCAAAAUCACAAUUUGAACCUCAUUGUAGCUAUCACCAUUUAUUGUGCUUAACAGCCAAGAUGCAUUAAUCUAAAUUAAACAUUACAAACUAAUUGGAAAGUUAGAAUUUUGUAGCAAUAUUUAAGCACUUUCCAAAAUGUUUUGGUUGAGUAGCAAUAAUAAGGUAAUGUGUCAGUGAAACAUUAUCUUGCAUUUUACUGUGCUCAAGCUUAUUUUAAGCCCAAUGGAAUGAAAAUAAUUUUAAGCACUUGCAUGAUAUUUGCACAUUUAGAACUGUACGAUUAAAUUUUAAUACUUUGUGCUUAAUGGAGUGGGAACUGGGUGUGUGAUAUAUUCAAAAUGUUGAUGGUACUGUUCGUCUUAACUUCUCAGUAUUGAGAUUGUGAUAGAGUAUAGGUACAUAACCAUACUAUAUAUGCAUGUAUUUUUGUAUCCAAUUAAGGUGGAAAAUUGAAAACACCAAUGUCUAUGAUUAUCUGUAGCUAAUUUCAGUAAUUCUAAGAAUGUCAGCAAAUGAGAUAGUAGAUUUACUUUCAGUUUCUGAAAGCUGCGUAAUGAGGUGUUCCAUGCUGUUCAUCUCAAGUACUGUUGUCAAAACCAGAAUUGACUACUUUAGUGUGUUACCAUGUGCACAGUCUAGGUUUGCCUCUUGAUUUAAUAAGUACUUGUACUGGACCAUGAUGUGGAGGUGCUGGUGUUAGACUGGCGUGGACAAAGUCAAAAAUCACGUGACACCAAGUUAUAGUCCAACAGGUUUAUUUGAAAUCACAAGCAGCCUCUUCAUCAGGUGGAGUGAGAGGAGAGCACACAGCACAGAUUCUAUAGGCAGACAAAUCAAAGCAUCAUAUAACUGGUGUGAGUGGAGUGAACAAACUUAAAAUGGCUGACUGUCUGCCUCCUGUUGAAUCUUUAAUCAUUCAUACAUUCCUGCAUUGUAGAAAUUGCAGAAGCAGGGUAAGGAGAACUCUGUUAGAAAGGAGACACCAGUUUCGAUUUAAGAUGCAAAUUCCAGAAUCUGUUUCAAGUCACUGCCCUGAGAAUAAUUAAAGGUUUCAUCAUUGUCUGCCUAACUUUCCAAACUUCAAACAAGUUUCUUGAAUGAAAUGGAAAGUAUCUGCAAAUAAACAAACAUGGAUGAAAUGAUUCACCGUACAGGUUUGUGUUUGUUUUUGCGUUCAAGAAACACACAAUUCGUUGUCAGUCAGUAAGUGUGGUAUUUUAUAAAUUCCUGCUUUUGGAAUAAAACCAGCCUGACUCCAGAUUAAAACUCUGAAGACAGAUUCUGAACAAGGCCUCACACCUACAAUUCAGUGUGUGACCUGAGAUGUUACCUUUUAUAUAUUCCUAUCACUCUGUCUGUUUGAAGUUUGGAAAGUUAGGCAGACACUGAUGGAAACCUUUAAUUAUCUCCGGGCAGAGACUUGAAACAGAUUCUGGAAUUUGCAUCUUAAUCGAAACUUGCAUUUCCUUUUUAGCAGAGUUCUCCAUAUCCUGCUUCUGCAAUUUCUAGAAUGCAUGAAUGUAUGAAAGAUUAAAGAUUCAACAGGAGGCAGUCAGUCAGCCAUUUUAGGUUUGUUCACUCCACUCACCCCAGUUGUAUGAUCCUUUGAUCUCUCUGCCGAUUAACUCUCUGUCUAUGUUUUCUCCUCUCUCACUGCACCUGAUGAGGGGGCUGUGCUCCAAAAGCUUGUGAUUUCAAAUAAACCUGUUGGUUUAUAACCCGGUAUCAUGUGAUUUUUGACUUUGUACUGGACCAGGCAAAGAAUGACAGGUAAACUGAUUGGAGGAUAAGAUCACGGUGCAAAUACCUCAACUUUUCUAUCUUCAUUCCUAAGUAUAGUACAUAAUGUACAUUAUUCACUAAAACCUUCCAAAUAAUGAAGAAAUUAGCCAAACAAUCGUUUGAAAAUGGUGCCACUUUUCAUCUAGAAUUUGGGGAAGGUUAAAUUUCGAAUAUAGCAAUGGUUUCUGCAGCUUUUUUUGUAUUGAGGAGGGAUGGCUAUAAAACCAACAGAAUAUGACAUUGUCUGCAGAUAUAAGCAAAUAUUAAAAACUCAUUCAGACUA